AACUAAUCAACGGCAAAAGAACCUGAUACCCAAAUCCAUGUUUGUGCAUAGACUGUUAUGAAACAUUCAAUCUACCUAUUUACAGAGCUUGUUUUUUUUAGUAACAAUUCUUUGUCACUGUGUUAUUUUUGCAAUGAAAUUGAACUACACCAUCACCAUUUCACGUCAACAGUGUUUUUCAUUUCAUAUUUUUGUGGGGAAAAGCACUGUUGCGAUACACAUACCAUACCCAUGCAUUCUUGAUUCUAUCCUAUCAAAGUGUACCGGUAUUUAUUAAUUGGGAUCCACCGAGUGUUUAUGUUACACAAGUUUGACGCCCGAACGAUACCCAUUCGUGUUAUUGUCUUUAUUUUGAAUAUAUAUUUGUGUGUUGAAUGUGGGUAAACUGGCGCAUGUACCGGUAUAUCUACAUGUAUUAAACCUUUAUAAAGGUGUUGCCAGAUUCCCCAUCAUCCGUGUGUUCAUUGUUUGUGUUUUGUGUAUGAUCUUUUUUUUUGUGGGAGAAUCAAAAUAUACUUGUACUUAAGUCAUUCAAAAAUCAAUUUCGUCUUGUUGGGCCAAAACAAAUAAGUCACAACCGCAUUUGCCAGCGGUUAUGAUUAUUAUGUAAGUGUGUAUUAGUAGCGUUAGGUCGUAUAAAGGACCAAGCACGGUAUUGUACUCGUUGCUAGUUUAUCACUUUGAACGUACUGCCCUAUACCGGUAACAUUAUGUGAGCACAUCUGCACUCGGGGCUGUUGUAAGAUUUAUUUAUCUUCGUUGCACCAAAGCAAAUGAGUCGCAAUGGCCACCUACGUGCAGACAUAACACAUACUGGUACUAAUUUAUUUAGAAUAUCGUAGAAAUUUAAAUAAUUGAAAGAUAUGGCAACAGAAGAAGAAAAAAUGGAUGUUGUUGUUCCAGAGCAAGAGGCAGGAGAAGUAGUCGAAAACACAACACUAACAAAUGAAGAAAAAGCAGAACGGUUGAGACGAGCAGAAGAAAGAAUAAAACAAAGAAAAAUUGAAAUUCAAGAGGAAGAGAGAAAAAAAGAAGUUGAAAGGGAGAAGCAAAGACGAAAGCAGGGACAAGAUCUCGUGAAAAUUAAAUCAGAUAUUGAAUGGAGGGAAGCGCAAAAACUUGCAGAAGAAAGAAAGCGAGAAAAGAGGGAAGACAGACUCGCACGUCAACGUGUUUUGGAUGAAAUUGCUCAGGAUCGUGUUAAUAUGAAGGCUAAACAAGCAAAAAUAAAACAAGAGUCUGAACAUCAUGCUCAAGUUGAUCCAAAGCAAAUUGAAAAACAAGAACGUCAGCGUAUCAAAGAUGAAAUCGCCAGAGAUCGAGAAAAUACAAAAGCAGAGAGAGAAUCUAAUAAAAAGCAACAAACUGCUGAUUCCACAUCUACAAAACCUCCCGUUGUUCACAAGAACUAUAAUGAGGCAAAACUCCAAAUUCGGUUGCCAAAUAAUGACAAACUAAUUAAAAGUUUUGGGGCUGAUGAACCACUGAGUGCUGUACGCUUGUACAUCACAAUGAAUUCUGAUAAUCAACUUGGACCGUUUAUAGAUAUAUCAACCUCUUAUCCCCGUAAAAUCUUUAACGAAGAUGAGAUGCAAAUGUCAUUACGAUCAUUGAAUCUAAUCCCUACUGCAGUUAUAUUGGCAACUAAGAAAAAAGAACCAGAAACAGCCAUUUAAGUUUCUUAGAUUUAUUUUAAUUAUUAUGGCUUUAUGUUCCAUCCAUGCCUAGCUAUUAAAUGAUAAUAUCCUGUUUCAUCAGCAUACUCACACAUGUAAUUUUGGUCAAUCAUGGCCAUAUUCACACUUGUACUUUUGCUCAAACUGUAAUGUAUAAUCUGGUUUAUAACAGACUGAUUGAUGGUAGGAGAAAACAGUGUAUUGAUAAUCAUACCUUACUGAAAUUGCUUCAAUUUAAUUCAUCCUAUAGCUUGGCAUUUUAGUACCUUGCAAUACAUAUUUCAAAUUCCUUG
Molecule: messenger RNA, 1969 nt
Organism: Styela clava
Lineage: Eukaryota; Metazoa; Chordata; Ascidiacea; Stolidobranchia; Styelidae
Biological process (GO): negative regulation of protein K48-linked deubiquitination; negative regulation of protein ubiquitination; negative regulation of proteasomal ubiquitin-dependent protein catabolic process
Cellular component (GO): nucleus; cytoplasm
Molecular function (GO): K48-linked polyubiquitin modification-dependent protein binding
Source: RefSeq, a predicted model, not a curated record